Molecule: messenger RNA, 1106 nt
Organism: Eriocheir sinensis (Chinese mitten crab)
Lineage: Eukaryota; Metazoa; Arthropoda; Malacostraca; Decapoda; Varunidae
Product: histone H2B
Exons: 1
Coding region: 674-1045 (123 amino acids)
Cellular component (GO): nucleosome
Molecular function (GO): structural constituent of chromatin; DNA binding; protein heterodimerization activity
Source: RefSeq, a predicted model, not a curated record
CGGCGCCCGCCAGCUACCGCCAAAUCUGCCGAGACGGGAGGCAUCCAACAUCCGCCGCCUCCGUCUCGGCUACAAAUGUGCGUCGGUCCUUCACCCGGAUGACCCUGUCCCUGUCGAGUGCCCGUACUGCGAGGAGGAGGUCCUCCAGCCGCUCCUCCACUACCUCCUCGAGUGCGGUGCGACGCGCAACCUGCUUCCAAACCGGGAGGGGCUCUCAGCGCCAGCCUUGGUGGGGGCCCUGGACGACAGGGCGCUUACUGCCCUAGUGCGGGCAUAUGAGCCGCCCAGGUAGGCUCUCUGUUCUGUAUAUAUGGGCGUGUUAGAGCGUGUAUGUAUGUGUGGGUGUUUGUGUGUGAGUAUGUGCGUGAAUGAAUUUUUAAGUCAGCUACAGGACGCCUGGUGCGCCUGUGCCCCAACCCACUUAGUGGGAAGGGGUGUUAACAAUCUAUAUAUGUGCGUACAUUGGCGUGUGUGUGCGCGUGUGUAUGUAUUUCUGUACCUGCACACGUGCGCGCGGCGUGCCGUGUAUGCACAUAUAUAGCCCCAGCCAUGACUGCGACGGGCCGUCGUAGUCGACAAAGGCCCGUUCCCCUUCUUAGGGGUUAAUCUUAAAGGAAGGAAGGAAGGGCGGCCCGGCAACAUUCGCUCGCCGUCUGGGAACGAAGAAGCAGACAUGCCCCCCAAAGCAUCAGGAAAGGCCGCCAAGAAGGCUGGCAAGGCCCAGAAGGCCAUCGCCAAGGGUGACAAGAAGAAGAAGCGCAGGAGGAAGGAGAGCUACUCCAUCUACAUCUACAAGGUGCUCAAGCAGGUCCACCCCGACACCGGCGUCUCCUCCAAGGCCAUGUCCAUCAUGAACUCCUUCGUGAACGACAUCUUCGAGCGCAUCGCCGCCGAGGCCUCUCGCCUGGCCCAUUACAACAAGCGCUCCACCAUCACCAGUCGGGAGAUCCAGACGGCCGUCCGUCUCCUCCUGCCCGGUGAGCUGGCCAAGCACGCCGUGUCCGAAGGCACCAAGGCCGUCACCAAGUACACCUCCUCCAAAUAAGCAACCCACCAACUUGCUUGCACUGGAAAAGAACCGGCUCCAUCGGAGCCACAAACUAUUU